UUAAUUAUAAAUAUUGUGUGAGAAAGAGCGUUGUUUUUCUAAAUUUCAGGAAAAAGGAGUGGUAUGGUGAAAGAGCGAAAACAACCAAACGGCUAUAAUUAGCGUUGCAGAGUGUCCAAGUGGUGGACAUUUAAGAUCGUUGUAUUUGGGCGGAGCGUAGUUUUUUUCUUUGCCGGAUUUUCUCUGAGAAUAUUUGGCCUUUUGUGGGGGGUUCUGAUCUGGGGGCUUAAACGAUCUCUGUGGUUUGUGCAGAGGUUGAUUGAUUAGCGGAGAUAUAGGAGUUUAAUUUUAGUGCGAUUAAAAUUGGGGAAUUUAAUCAUGACUGAUGGGUACUAUAAUUCCAAGAAAACUGAUGAUAUAUGUGAAGACAUUUGUGGAGAGACGUCUCGUGGAGUAUUGACCAUGUCAAGGCUCCGAUGUAUGUUUCGGGGGUUAGAUAUGAGGAGCUAUCUUUUUGUGUUUGUGUUUAUCCCAUUAUUUAUUUUUGGCAUCUAUUUGCAUGGCCAGAAAAUCACCUAUUUUCUAAGACCAAUAUGGGAAUCUCCGCCAAAGCCUUUCAAUGUGAUUCCGCACUAUUAUAAUGGAAAUGUGACACAAGAGACUCUUUGCAAGCUUCAUGGGUGGGGAAUUCGUGAAUCCCCAAGAAGAGUCUUUGAUGCAGUGUUGUUCAGUAACGAAGUAGAUAUUCUUACAAUUCGAUGGAAGGAAUUGUAUCCGUACAUUACCCAGUUUGUGCUUCUUGAGUCAAACUCAACAUUCACUGGCUUACCCAAACCAUUGCUUUUUUCAAGCAAUCGGCAGAAUUUCAAGUUUGUGGAGCCUCGGCUGACUUAUGGGAUGAUUGGAAGAAGGUUUAAGAAACAUGAAAACCCUUUUGUUGAAGAGGCAUAUCAAAGAGUUGCACUGGACCAGCUUAUUAGAAUAGCUGGGAUAGAAGAUGAUGACUUGUUGAUAAUGUCUGAUGUUGAUGAGAUACCUAGUGCUCACACAAUUAAUCUUCUGAGAUGGUGUGAUGGCAUUCCUCCUAUCCUCCAUCUUCAGCUGAGGAAUUACUUGUACUCCUUUGAGUAUUACUUAGACAGCAAGAGCUGGAGAGCUUCAGUUCACAGAUAUCGCUUGGGUAAGACUAGGUAUGCACACUUCCGUCAAACUGAUCUCCUCUUGUCAGAUUCAGGAUGGCAUUGUAGCUUUUGCUUUCGCCAGAUCAGUGAUUUCGUAUUCAAGAUGAAAGCCUACAGCCACUAUGACCGAGUGAGGUUCUCUCAUUAUUUGGAUCCCAAAAGGAUUCAGGAUGUAAUAUGCAAUGGACUUGACCUAUUUGACAUGCUUCCUGAAGAAUAUACAUUUCAGGAGAUUAUUGGGAAGAUGGGUCCUGUGCCUCGUUCUUAUUCAGCGGUUAAUCUUCCUGCAUAUUUGUUGAACAAUGCUGAGGACUACAAAUUUCUCUUACCCGGCAACUGCAAAAGAGAAGGUGGCUAAUAUUUUAUUUGCAGAUGUGGUUACAUUAUACAAAGUUUAGAGAUUGUGCUUUUGCACCUGAAUGGGCUAUAUUGCUCGUUGUAACAACAGUGAGGUUUCUAUACAGGCAUACCGUAUAUUAGAUGGAAUCUACGUCAUUCUUUAUAGAUAUAUUCUUGGGAUCUUGGAUUUUGAGGGGAAACUCUUGUAUAUUUUCUUUGUUUCGGAGGUGUAUCCAAUUUUCCCCUGGAGAGCUGGCUAUGAGCAGAAUAGAAUGAAGACUCUGGCAAGCCUACUGUCUGUUGUCAGUAAGGCCUAAUCCCCGAAUUGCUAGAUUAGAAUGACAUUUCCCGCAUAUUUUUUAGGAUGAGAAUUUUGCUUUCUCAAACUAAUUUUUAUCGUAUAUCUCUUGUUAUUUAUGUAUUGCUUAUUAACUCCUAGAUUUGUAAAUCUACUUUCUUUUGUAUCUGUAUUAAUUGUGAUGAGGGUUCAUUCUUUCUCCAUACCAUCCCUAAUAUUGAGAGAAUCUUUAUCA
Molecule: messenger RNA, 1993 nt
Organism: Mangifera indica (mango)
Lineage: Eukaryota; Viridiplantae; Streptophyta; Magnoliopsida; Sapindales; Anacardiaceae
Exons: 2
Coding region: 319-1479 (386 amino acids)
Biological process (GO): N-acetylglucosamine metabolic process; protein N-linked glycosylation
Cellular component (GO): membrane
Molecular function (GO): beta-1,4-mannosylglycoprotein 4-beta-N-acetylglucosaminyltransferase activity
Source: RefSeq, a predicted model, not a curated record